AUGCAGGGCAUCCAUACCUUAAAAACAAUAUAUGAAAGCAAUAAAUGCUCAACUUCAAAUAUAAUAUAUGCAGAUGGCUUGAAGACGCAUUCUAUAGGCUAUGAAGAAUUCGAAUCGAUUGCUGAAACGAUUUCUUCAUUCUUGAAAAACAUAACAACCUCAAGUGAAGUAGUUGGCUGCUUACUGAAACCUGGCCUUCUUCUUCCAACUUGUAUUAUUGGCUGCAAGGAAAUAUAUGCCAAGAAAAACAUCGAGGAGAUGGGUCUCCGGCGCACAAAGUCGAAAAGGUUGAAAUUGGCACCAAGUUUGUGUACUUGUUGGCAAGAGAAAUCCAAAAGUGAUCUUUUUAAUUCAUCCAUUGUUGUUUUACAAUCAUUUAACUGUAUGCAUUCUCCAUCCCUUUCUAAAAACUUUUGUCAUGGGUCUGAGUUAGCAUAUGUGAUACAGACGUCUGGUUCGACUGGAAAUCCCAAAGUUGUUCAAGUACCUCAUAGCUGCAUAGUGCCAAACAUUAUUGACCUGAAGUCUAAAUUUGAUGUUGCUCAUGAUGACAUAAUUUUACAAAGCUCAAGCAUCACAUUUGACCCCAGUAUCAUAGAAAUAUUUUUGGCAUUUGCGGCUGGAUGUUCGUUGCUCAUCGUUCCUGACCACAUCAAGCAGGUCCCUAGGAAACUUUCUGAAAUGAUUGUGGAAAAAAAGCCUACGAUUAUUCAGGGAACACCUUCUUUCAUUGAAAGCUUGGGAAAUGAAUUUUUGAGAAAGGUUAUUCUAUGUAAAGACUCUUUUGUCCUUGUUUUGGCAUUUGGUGGAGAAAUAUGUCCUUCUCGGAAAAAGUUACGGAGACUGAAAUCUUAUGAAAAUAAGACCAAAAUUUUUAAUUUAUAUGGUCUAACAGAGCUAUCUUGUUGGGCUACCAGUUUCCUUUUGGAUUUCAGAACUAGUAAUGAGUCGGAAGAAAAUAAUAGUAUUCCUUUGGGGUAUCCUCUUCUGGAUACGUGCAUUGAAAUACGGAAUGAAAAUGGUGAAGAAGCUGAAGAAGGGGAAUUGUUCAUUGGAGGACCAAAGAGAUGGUGUCUAGUCAAUAAUGAAGCCUGGCCAAAAGAUUUAAAAUCGUACAUGAGACCCACCGGUGAUUUUGUACAUCGAAGCCCUGAUGGUGAUCUGUAUUUUAGAGGUCGUCAAGACAAUAUUGUCAAACUUAGAGGGCGUAAAUUGCCUUUGGACGUGAUCAAGACUUUACUUGAUGAUAAGCAUGAAAUAUUGAGUCAUGUAGUUCAUUUUGAUGCCGCAACAUCCAAACUGUUUUGUUUUCUUGUAAGUGAUAGUGAUGCCUUAUCUGAAGUUGAUUUCAGAUGCUCACUAAUUCAACAGCUUAGAUCUUCUGUGUGGAAUUUACCUGCAACUGAAAUUAUUUUUGUGCCUUUUAUUCCCACAACUACAAAUGGAAAGUCUGAUGCCAAAAAGUUAAUGGAUAUGGCUGAAAAGAAGUUAUCAGGUUCAAAAUUUGUUGAUGACACAAAUGAUGACAUUAAUGAAUUUCUUUGCUCCUUAUGGAAAGUGUAUACAAAUCAAGAAAGCUUUGAUGGAGACCAGAACUUUAUUUUACAAGGUGGGAAUUCAAUCACUGCUGUGCAGUUUGCAUCAGAUGUUGAAUGGAAGUUGCAGCUAUCUAUUCCAACACUUCUAGAAAAAAUUAUCAAUGAUACUUUCCAUGAAGUGAGCUUGCUCGUAAAAUCGAAUUUUGAACAUAAGAACUCUGGUUUUAGAAGAAAAGAAAACUUACUCAAAAGAACUUUGAUGCCUGAUCACUCAGAAUCAAAAAAGAAAUGCUGUGAUAAAUUUUUGUGCUAUGAAAUUUCGACUCGAAGAGGUUACCACAAUUCGUGUAUACAUAGAUACAUGGAGCAGGAAUGUUGUCUUCAACCAGACAAGUCGAUUUCUGAUGCAAGUAUUAAUUUGUUUUUAAAUGUUAAUUGCAAAUUUGAUUUGAAAAAGUGCAUUGAUGCUACUCCUUGUAUGGCUAGCUUUUCACAGUCAAAGCAAUUACUUGCUUUUAUUGGCUCUCAUUCUGGAAUUUUCUGUUGUGUUGAUGUUAAAAAUAGCAGAAUUUUGUGGACCGUAAGUUUUCCAGACAGAAUUGAAUCUUCAGCUUGUCUUUCUGCAUGUGGGCAUUACGUGUUAGUUGGGUGCUAUGAUCAUCAGCUGUAUUGUUGUAACGUUACUGAUGGAAUCAUCAAAUGGCAAAUAAAGGCUGAUGCAGAAAUCAAGAGUUCACCUACGGUGUCACUGAGCAAUAUUGCAUACGUUGGAUCUCAUGACAAGCAUGUGUAUGCGGCAGAUGUUGAAACUGGAGAGCUGAUGUGGAAAAAGAAAAUAUCUGAUGGUAGUAUAUUUUCAUCUCCUGCUAUUUGUGAUGAGAAUGACUCUUUAUGUGUAGCAACUUUAGAUGGAGUUAUUGCUCUUUUAAGAAUGGAUUCUGGUGAUAUGAUUUGGACUUACACUUAUGGAAAAGCUAUAUUUUCUUCCCCUAUAAUUAUCGAGUCAAAAAUAUUUAUAGGUAGCACAGAUAACUUUCUGCUCACUUUUAAAUUAGAAGGAAAGCUGAUUUACAAGUUUCCUACAGAAGGACCCGUGUUUUCAUCCCCGGCAUAUGACAAAAUAAAUGGAAGCUUACUAUUCGGGUGUCACGAUUCAUACUUAUAUUGCAUUUCUUUAAAUGGAGAUUGUUUGUGGAAAAUCUGCUGUGAUUGUCCUGUGUACAGUACACCACAUGUUUUUAAAUGUAUGACUCAGACUUAUAUCAUAGCUUCAUCAACAAAAGGAAUGUUUUAUAUCAUUGACUCUUGUCAAGGAAAAAUUAUAUCCAGCAAAAAGUUUCCCGGAGAAAUUUUUUCAUCACCUGUUUCAUUAAAUGGGUAUAUACUAUUUGGUUGUCGUGAUAACAAUUUGUAUUGUUGUACUUUAGAAUAA
Molecule: messenger RNA, 2970 nt
Organism: Uloborus diversus
Lineage: Eukaryota; Metazoa; Arthropoda; Arachnida; Araneae; Uloboridae
Product: beta-alanine-activating enzyme-like
Exons: 14
Coding region: 1-2970 (989 amino acids)
Biological process (GO): amino acid activation for nonribosomal peptide biosynthetic process
Molecular function (GO): protein binding
Source: RefSeq, a predicted model, not a curated record